Rangifer tarandus platyrhynchus (Svalbard reindeer) is the source of this 312-nucleotide messenger RNA. NCBI's taxonomy places the organism in Eukaryota, Metazoa, Chordata, Mammalia, Artiodactyla, Cervidae. The record is from the annotation of a GenBank genome assembly.
AUGUCAGGAAGGAGAAGCGCUUCUUCACCCAAAGGGGCAGGGGCCGUGGCCUUCAGCCUGGAGGCGCGCGAGGGAGGGAAGACCCGCGAGGGGGAGAGGGCUGGGAGAGGGGGGGCGGAGAGGAGGAGGGGAGGUGGCCCGGACAGGGUGUGGGAGGGGAGGGGAGCUGCACAGCGGCAGCCACCGCCUCCUCCCCGCGCCCGCCUCAACUUUUUGUACAGCCCAAAGCGGUACCAGCCAUCAGCCCCUCCGGUCCUGCCACGGACUCCACCCGGGAGGACGCACCGCGGAGUUGGGGGCUGGCUCCCCUAA